Mastomys coucha (southern multimammate mouse) is the source of this 13909-nucleotide messenger RNA. RefSeq names its product zinc finger protein 469 (gene Znf469). The coding region runs from base 1160 to 12538 and encodes 3792 amino acids. The record is from RefSeq and is a predicted model, not a curated record. Lineage: Eukaryota; Metazoa; Chordata; Mammalia; Rodentia; Muridae. The transcript is spliced from 6 exons.
AACCCCGUGCUCUAGAUGAAGAAGGUCAGAGUGGCCUGUGUUGCACAGCUGGAAAGCAGCAGAGGUGCUGACAGUACCGACCCACACUGCCAGUUGACUUUGGUCCAGUUCUGCCUGUUAGAGGGACAAAGGUGUAUCGAGGCCUCUGUGUCCUGCACUGUCCCGACCGUCUUGACUCAGCCAACACCCAAGUCCGGAAAAUAACAGACAAGCGGGUAAAAUGCUUGGGCGUAUUGACGGGGCCGGUCGGUGAGAGCAGCUGCUGGGCAAGAGUCCCUUCAGGAUGGCAGCCUUUUUUGCCACAAGCUUGGCCUGGCAGAUCUCAAACAGCUGGGCAGAGCCAACAGAGCGUGGGAGAAGGCAGCAUAGGACAGCCCAGGAUCCCUUCAGCCUGGGAGAUGAGGCCUCUCUGUAGCUGGCUGCUGGGAGCUGGAGCUGAGCCCAGUGAGGGGCAUCCCUGCCAGGCCCCUCUACAUGAAUGUGUCACAUGGCCCAGAGAUGUGGCCUAGAGCUGGGGACCCAGACUCAGGUCAUUGUGCUAGAUGCUGCGCAUGUCCUCUGUCACAUAGUACACAGGAAUGUCAACCUGCAGACUGCAAUAGAAGAACAGGGAGCCAGCUAACAAUGCUCUCUACAGGCAAGAAAGGGACAGCAAAGGCCAGUAACCUGGAGAAGACAAGAAGGCCCUAUUCCUCAGGCAGUUAUUCAGAAGAAGACCCACUGAGGGGCCCCAGAUCCCCAGCAGGGGCUACAUGAGGGACCCUGGAAUUUCUGGACCCAGAGUGACAUGGCUGAGUUCUGCAAAAGACAAGGAGGUGCCCCUCUGGAGGGCCCACUCCCUUCACUAGCAGUGAGGCCUUGGAAAAGUUGCCUGAGUUGCUUGCCCAUCGUCAGAGGUGACAGAAGCGAUUCUGACUGUCACUGUGAGAACAUUCAGCAGUACAGCCUUGGUGUUACCACCAUCAAACAAGGCCUUCCCAAGGACUGCCCAUGGCAGUGAGGACCAGAGAAGGGGAGGAGACCCUUCUCCAGGUUCCACACAGGACCAUGAGUACAGGCUCCCAUGAGCCCCACCAGGGGGUGAGGAUGGCCACUCAGCCCAUUACCUGGGUUCCUCCUCCAACCACUACAUCCUCCUAGCACCAGGGACUGUGGGGCCAUGCCAGGAGAGCGGCCCCCAACUUUGCCCAGAGACUUACAGCCCUGCCAAAUUGCCAGGAGCCUAGGGUGCCCCUCUCAGCACCCCGUCAAGGACCACGGCUCUGCCAGCAGGACCAUUCAGGGCAUGAGAGAUGAAGGAAGCAAGGCCCAAGGUUCCCCGGAAGCCCAGCUGAGUCAGGCCAAAGAGGUGGAGCAAGAGGACCUGCUCCUGAGAACGCAAGCCCCAGCAGGGCAGAGCUGUGCACAGGCUUACUCAUGGCUGGCCAGCAGGAUGGAGAGCAGUCACCCACAGCUCCACAGCCUAAGUACUUCAAGGAUCAGAUGCAUCCUGGGUGAGCCGCCCAACGAUCUGCAUCAUGAAGCCCCCCAGGUAUCAGAUACCAAGGUUCCUCAAGGCCAAAAGACCAGAGCCCGCCACAGGACCAGCAUUCCAAGGGCCAAGGCCCUUCCCUCUCCAGAAGAGAAUAGCUCCCAAAGGUGCUUUCAGGAGGCCCCUUCCAGCUUUACCUCCACCAACUGUACCUCACCAAGUGCCACCCCCGGGCCCUUACCCCGGAGAACCCCCCAGAGCAAUGGCACCAGCCCCCAUAGGCAUGCUUCUGGCACUAACCUCCAGGCCACGGGGACCAACCCCUGGCCUCCUGCUGCUGAAAACAGCUUUCCAGGUGCUAAUUUUGGGGUCCCCUCUGCAGAGCCCAAGCCCUUCCCUGAAGGCAGCAGGCCUAGCAGCCCCCAGGGGAUCUCUGUCCCCUACCCCUUCCCUGUAGAAACAGACCAGCAUGAGCGGGCAGCUGGGACAAUGUUGUUCACCUUCCACCAGCCCCUGGCAGCAUGGUCGGAGGAGGCCCUGGGUACAAACCCUGCCUACCCAUCCCUGCCGUGCAACCCAGGUCAAUCAGGGGGAGCCAACGCUCCCAGUGAUCUUGGAGGCGCCCUCUCGCCACCUGGUGCUGCUCACUUGCUCCCAAGUCCCUUCCAUGAUAGUUUGCACAAAAGCCUGACCAAAGGCCUUCCUGAAGGGCUCCCUCCCACUCAUGAUGGACUGGGGAGCCCCAGGGGCCUCCUAAAUCCUCCAACCCAGAGGCACUUUCCGGGGCAGGGUUAUGGAGCUAAUGGGGUGGGCACCAGCCCAGCAUCUCUGGACACAGAGCUGCCCACCCCUGGGCCACCACCCACCCAUCUGCCCCAGCUGUGGGAUACAACAGCAGCUCCUUAUCCCGCAUCUACCCUGGGCCCUGCAGCUGCUGCCAGGACUGCUUUCUUUGAAAGCCAGCAGCAGCUCUGCCUCCCCCACAGCCCUGCCUUGCCCUGGUCCCCAGCGCUUACGACCCCUGGGCCGAAUUCCCACCAGAUGGGGGUACUGAGCCGACUGACAUUCCCCAGGGGGUCUUCUGAGUGGCAGGCAGACAGCCAGGGUGCUUUGAAUACGAUCCCCAGGCCUGGAGAGACAGUGUCAACUCUCAGGAGCAGCCCAGGCCAGCCAAACAGUUCCCCAAGGCUGCUAGCCUAUGGAGGUCUGAAGGACCCUGGGACGCAGCCCCUGUUCUUUGGGGGAACACAACCCCAAGUGUCACCCCAAGGGGCCCUCAGCUUGCCCCCACCUGGGGUGGUGGGGGCCUCGCCCAGUGAGUCUCCUCUUCCCUCGCCUGCGACCAACACAGCCAGCAGCAGCACCUGUUCAUCCCUGUCACCACCAUCCAGCAGCCCAGCCAACCCCAGCUCUGAGGACAGCCAGCAACCUGGACCCCUCAGGUCCUCAGCCUUCUUCCUGCCCCCCACCCAUUCCCAGGAGACCAGCAGCCCCUUCUCUUCCCCAGAGCCCACAUACACCCUCCCCACACACUAUCAAUCCGAGACAGCCAAAGCCUUCCCUCUCCCCACAGAGAGGCCAGGAGCUGAGGAUGCCUUCAGGGGCCUGGAGGGAGCCCCAUUCUCCCACAAGAACCCCUCACUGGGCAGAGACAGGUUGAAGGGCUUUCCUCCAGAGCCGCCACCGCCACCAUAUUCUGCCCAGCACUUGUCCCUGAGCAGUGCCAGCCUGGACCAGCUGGAUGUCCUGCUGACCUGCAGACAGUGCGAUCGAAACUACAGCAGCCUCACAGCCUUCCUGGAACACAGGCCACUCUGCAGCCUGCUGCUAACCAAGACCAAGGAUGGCUCUCUGCAGCCCCCAGAGCUCCCUACACCCACCACCACUUCAAAGGCACCCAUGGAGGCACACUCAGCCUUACUUGAACACAACCAGGCUGUCCCCUUCCUACCAACCAGAGAUGACCAGGGGGACAGCAAAGAUGACUCUCUGAGGACAAGCUUCCUUCCUAGCCUGGCUGUCACCUCCUUCUCACUCCCCACCUCAGACCUUGACAUGGAAGAUGAUGCCAAGCUGGACAGGCUCAUCACAGAGGCUCUGAGUGGCCUGGAGUACCAAUCAGACAAUCCUGAGAUAGACAGCAGCUUCAUUGAUGUCUUUGCUGAUGAGGAGCCCUCAGGCUCCAGGGGGUCCAGUGCUGGGCAUCCUCUCAAUACCCAGGCGGGAGCAAGUUCCAAGAAUGGUGCCCAGCCCCAGCCCCAGCCCCAGCCUCAGCUCCCAUCCAGAGCUGCUAUGCCUGAACCCCAAGCCCCCUGCACCGGAGACAGGAGCCGCCUAGCCCGAAACAGGCCCAAAACCCGUUCCCUGGGCCUUGCAUCUGCAGAGGCAGAUGCGACCACCCUGGUCAGGCAGCAGAGGAGAGGGAAGCAAUUCAAGUUGUUUCGGAAAGAGCCAGGUGUGACCAAGGGUACUAACAAUCAGGCCAAAGCUAUCUGCCUAAGGCCAAGGAAAAAGGGCUGCAGUGCCGAGCGGCCCCGGCCCCAGGCUCACAAAAGUCAGGCUCGCAAGGGCCACGCUCGGAGGGAUCACAGCAUGCCCAGGGCCACCUCUAAAGAGACCAGGAGCUCCAAGCACCUGCAACCACCCUCUGGGAAGGACCCCAGGAAAAGGAGGGGGCGGGGUGGCUCCUGGAGCAAGGAGCUCAUCCACAAGAUAGUGCGGCAGAAAAACAGGUGCCCCGAGCAGCAGGCACCACGGAACCAGGUCUCCCAUGUCCCCCCACUGCCCGAAAGACCACCUAGCACCCAGGAAGGCAGGCUCCUAGGGCAAGGCUGUGCCUCUGAAUCUGAGGAGGAGGCUGGUGGGCAGCAGCAGGACUUGGGGGGUCCUGCCCAAGGCUGUUCCCCCCACAGCCGCCAACGGUGGCGCCAGGGCAAGAAGAGGAAGAAAGAAGAUUUGACCCAGAACCCAAGAAAGGUCAUGAGGCAGGAGGCUGGUGAAAAUGAGGGCUCUCCCACUCCAAGGACACAAAGCCUUUUGCCAUGCUCGGAUGCUGGAGAAGUCUCUGUGGAAAGAGGACCUGGGCAUCGUGGCCAGCCCAUAAUAGCCCCAAAACAUCCUCUCCGGGUCCUCACCACCACCAAGACCCGGGAAGAAAACCAUGCAGCCCUGGACUUCCCCCAGGAGGGCAAGAAGCCUGAAGUUGCUACUGUGUUAUUCCCUAAGAACUCCGAGCUCAGAGAGAGGCCCAGUUCUCCAGCUAACUGUGGUGGGGAAAGCCCCAGACCCACUGCUUCAGUGCCAGCCCAGGCUGGCAGUCCUAGGCCAUCGGGGAGCCACCCUGAAACACUAUCAGGAAACAGCAUGCCAGUACCGGAUGCGGGCUGUCUUCUGGGCACAUCUGGAUGCAUGAAGCCCCCCACUUUGCAUACCAGAGAGAACUCUGCCUCCCAGCCUAGAAGGUGCCUGGUACCUAUGGAUAAGGUGGCAGAUGCUUUCUACACUGAAUCCAGCCUCCCAGUUUUCAAGAACUCGAGUCCUCCUGGUUGUGAGCCUGACCACUGUGACAGGCACUCUGUAGAGUGUCCAGCUGCCAAAAGAGGACCCCUGCCUAACAACGACCCCUCCUGUGAAUUGUUCCUUGGAUCCAAGGACCUAGCUAAUUGCUUCCCUGACAGUUUGUAUGCCAAGCCUUUAGCUAUAGACCCACUGCCUGCCCAAAGCAGCUACCUUAGCCAAGACAGUAUGGAGACCCUUGAGUCAACACCGAAGAGUCCGCCCUACCCAGUUGAAACAGACCCAGGCAAGGUGCAUUCGCCACUGACCUUGGAGUCCACAUCCCUGUUUGCAGGGCUGCCUGAAGAUGGCUUUGACCCACCACUCUAUGACAGCUUGUCAGCAAAUAGGGUCACCCACGAGCCACUGGCAGGUCCUGACCCUCUCUCUAAGAAACCUCUGGCAGAUCCUCUGUACCCACCGUUCUUGCUGCUGGAGGAUGACGUUUCGCCGGUGCUGCCUGGCUCCUUUCCUGGCCUCUCCAAGGGAAAGGCAUUCAGUGAGAAGUGUCCCUUGGAAGAGACAGUGCUGCCCAGCCCUCCUGCUGUGCCCGAAAAGGGAAGCGAAUGUAGCCUUACACUUACGAGCAAGUUGUGUGAGGACGAACUAGAGAUCAAAAGAUUGGUGACUGAAUUAGAAAGCCAACUGCAGAGGAGGGGGAGCACACAGGGGUCCUUGGGAGAGCCAGAGGAAGCUACACAGGAAGGCAAGAUGGACGCAAGCCCAAAGCAGGCCUCCCUUCUGCCCACAAACCAGGCCACCUCACCCCAAAAGGAGCCGGCAGAAGACCUUACAGGUCUUGAGGGAUCAAGUUCACAGCAGGAAAGGGCCCUCAGGGAUCCCCAGAAACAGUGGUCCUACCCAGCUUCCUGCCACACAGAAAAAGCAGCACCUCCCACUGGUACCCAGGAGGAGCCAGGUUCCGGGGCUCCCUUCAGCCCCAAAAUAUUCACACUCAGUUUUCAGAGAGCGCAGGAGGACAUCACCUCCAAUGCAGACAGUCAGAUCGCCCUAAGUGACCACCUACCUGACUCCAGCAACCGACAGGUGCCCUUACUGCAUGCUGAGAGUUUAGCCAAGCACAAACCGAAGCAUGAGCUUUUGUUUUCUAAAAAUAACGAGGCUUUUGGGACACAGAACGAGAAUGCCCCACCGCUGCUUCCUGGCAGACACACAAGAGGACAUUCUCUGGACCCCUGUGAGGUCCAGGGGCCCUGCCCAAGUCUCCCUGCACUGGAAGGAUUCAACAGUCCCAAUGCCGACCUGGCCCUAGAACCCAAGUUGAUACUUAGGGGUGAUGAGGAAGUCACCUCCCUUCCAAGUACCAGUCUCAGCCAUGACUCUAAGGGACACCCUGAGGACCAAGCAGGGAGUUCUAUAGGAGCUCUGCUUAACAAGCCUGUUGCCAAGGAUCUUGGCUUUAAGGGUGAGUCUGUACCUACGGGGACCUCUGCAUUGUCCACCCUUCAGCGUGGUGGUAGGGCUUGCUCUCAUCCCAUGCCAGAUCCUCCCUGGGAGCCCAGAGCCUGUGUUGGACAGAGGCUCCAGGAACCAGCCUGCUGUUCCUUUCCUCUGCUUCAGGUCCUGGAUGCUACAGCCAAGAGUGAAGAUAAUGCCCAGGGCCUUCAGCCUGGGGACCCCUCAGUGGCAGGAGAGCCCAGUAUGAAAGAAGGUUCCUCGAGGGCUGUAAAAAUGUCAGCUCUUCCUGCAAACAUCCGAAAGCAGCUGAGGUCCAAGGCAGAUGGAUGUCUGGGCUCACCCGGUCAACCUGAAAAGACCAAGGGCCAGAGUCAAGCCAACAGACUCUGCCCAAAAAGCAGUGCCCAUUUGGAAGCUAGGCCGGCCAGGGGCAGAAGGCCACGCCAGGGGAACAGAGCAGCCCGGGGCCUUAGGAGACAAGCACUGUCCUCCACAAGCCCCACCUGCCCUGAUGGCACAUCCGUAAUUCCAAUCCAGAAACGGUUCCCUCUCCAGAAGGAGCCUGCAGAGAGAAGCCCAGAGAAGGCAGCCAGCCCACGGCCGUUGUUUAGCCAGGAGAAUCCCACUCCCUCCAAUAGAGGCCUGGCUGCAUGUGUCCUCUCCACCAUGCCCCAAGUCAUACCUACUUCCAGUGACCUUGAGCCAAUACCCCAGGAAGAUCCUGGGGCCAGAGUCAAGCCUAUUAGGCCACCAGCACCUUCCUCCCACAGAGACCUACCCAGCCUUGAUGAUCAGCCAAUCUGUCCUGUCUUGGCACCUCUGGGUGUCAGUCAUGGCCAAGCCACCAAAGAUGCUGAGCCCCCACUAUUGGUGACAAGCCACUGUGACCCUGAAGAGCCCUUAUCCCACCAUUCUCUGCUGAGGACCAGCAGUCCCAAGGACCCUCCCAUGGACUCACUUGUCUCCAUCAGUUUCUCAGCCCCUGUAUUACUAGAGAGGAACAGCCCAAAAGGCAUCACAGUAAGAACAUUAGAAUGUUCUGGAAAAGAGGAGCUGAGGCUCUCUCCUGCCCAUUCCUCUGUUCCUCCCGCAACGGAUCCCAGCUCCCCCAAAAUGGCCAUCGAAGCUGUCCCUCUGACCAGCAUUCCCCCCAAAGAUGACCUAGAUUCAGGUGAGACACUUGAGGUGCCAGCCCCGCACUGCAUGGGAGUCCCACCCCUCGGCAGCCCACAAAGGACAUACUCCAAGGACCCUUCCUUAGGGCCCCAGAGCAGCACACCUUGCCCUGGCCACGGGGAAGGCCACAGCAUUAGAGCUGUGCCCACAGACCUUGCCACACUGGAGACUACAGGACCAGACUCUCAGAUCUGCCAAGGAGAUGAGGCAGAAGCCAGCAGUGAGGAACAGGACAACCCGGGAACACCUGGGACAAGACACUGCGAAGUGACAAAGGGAGCCAGAGCCAGUGCCCGAGGUAUGCCCACAGGGCUCCACUUGGCCCUAGAAACUCCCCUGAGCAGCACAUCCAGUGACUUCAGGGCUGACUCCCCUCAGUACCAUAUCAGUAUCUCUCAGCAUUCUCCCCAGAAGGACUCUGCCGAUCCUAAAGACCGUAAGAGGAGGCCCCGUGGCUUGAAGAAAAAUCCAGAGCGUGCAGAGCAGACCCCAGCUGAGCUACCCGUGACCUGCCAGCUCUGCUCAGCCUCCUUCCUCUCCAAAGCGGGCCUAAGCCGGCACAAAGCCAGGAAGCACCGCCCACAAAGGGAAUCUAGAUCCCUGCUGAGCCCCAUGGUAGUGCCUGCCUGCCAGCCUCCAGAUCCCAUGACAGAAGCAUGCCAGACUCCUGGGAAGAAAAGCCGCAAGAUGCCUGGGAAGGGAAGACCCAGUCACCAGGCCCUGGGCGCUGGCCACUCUACUGGACCACCUCCCCUCCAAGUCUCUCCAACACUGGAAGAUACCAUGGGUCCUGAAAUACUGAAAAGGACUAGUGAGGAAUCUGAGGGAGCUGGGACACUAGACACUCCCCUCCACCAGCACCCACCCACCACAGGCCUGACUGAGCAAGGAGAGAGUGCAAAGGUCUCUGCCUCAAAACCAAGGAGACCAGACAGGUGGCGAGCAGACCAGCUCCAUCCCAACCAGACAGAAGAGAGGGGCCAGAGGCAAAGUGGAGAGCCUGCCAGUUCUCCCAGCCACCCAGAGAGGAAAUCAAGCAGGAAAGGUGGGAAGCUGAGAGCGAGGAGACGGAAGCAAGGUCCCAGAGGCGCUACCCACGUGACUUCAGACCGGUGCCUCUCUGACCCAUCAACUGCCUGUGGGUCCCAUCCUCUCAUCUCCCUGAGUCUCUCCCCUGAGGGAGGAUGCAGGGCAGCUGUCAGGGCUCCACCUCUGUCCUCCACAGUAGGACCCAGAGCACUGGAGGUUGCUGAAGACAUUGGGCCAGGGACCCUGUGUCCAGAGGAGGUGCCAGCACAGAAGUCCCCCCAAGAGUGCCGAGUCAGUCAAGGGACAAUAGAGAAGGAGCAUCCAGUGGAACAGAAGGCAACCUGGACACAGUGGUUGUGGGGACCAGAAGAGGCCAGGGUAUUGGACAUUCGUGAAGAAGAACCCUCACAGGCUAUUGAGAGCCAGCCUGCAGAGAAUGGCACAGGAGUCAAAGGCAAGUCCCAUGGGGGCACUGUGAAAGGGAUGCCUGACUUACCUGACAGCACACACAGUCUUGAAGAGGACAGCACCAUGAGCAGCUACCCCCAGGGACCUAUCAAAGACCCAGAAACCCAGAGUGUUCACGGGUCCGAGGGCACCUUUCCUGAUGCCCUCAGCCCAGAUCAAAGGGAACCUCCAGACUUGUUUGAUGAUGAGGCAUCCUUCUCCCGGCUCUUCCCCCUGGAUGGCCGCCUCACUCAGAAGAACCUACGUGUCUAUGGGAAGCGCUGCAAAAGGCCAAAGUGCCCAUCACCGAAGGAGCCCACCACUGAGGUGAUAAACAGUGUCUCACUAGGCUCCACACGCCUACCCACAGAUCUCAGCGACUCGGGCUCUCUAUGCCUGACCCAUGAGGAAGAGGAUCUGUGGGAUGAUGAAGUCAUGAGUUUGCCUGAGUCCCUCCUCCUCGAUGGACUCCUAAGCAGUAAGACACCUGGCCUUGACCCAUGGACCCCCAGCCUCAGCCUGUGGACCCUAGAAUCUGACAGGGAAACCAGCCACAUGAAGGAGGAGCCCUCCUGCUUUGAGGAGAACCAAGAUGAAUGGUCAGAACCCAUCCCCCAGCUGCACAUGGUCCCAGCAGCCUGGCGAGACCUGGAACCCUGUAGCCCAGCUUUUGAGAUAGCCUCUUCUGUUGGAGAUAUGAGCCCAGAACCCCCCAACCUGGAAAGGGAACAUGACAACAGGCCUCCCGGAAACGCCACCCUGCCCCCACUUUACGUUAAAGACUUUGAGGUUCUCAGCACCCAGCUGGAGAUACAAGACCUGUGCUUUCUAGGACCCUGUGAUGACCUUGCUGAGCUCCCUAACCCGGGCGCCCUAGACUUCCAGGCCACCGCCAAUCCACAGAGCCCUCCAAACAAAAGGAUGGAGGGAGCUGCCAGGGCCAGACGAGCCAAAGGCAGAGACCUGAGAGUGACGGGCAGGAGGGCCUCCUACAAGUGCAGGGUGUGCUUCCAGCGUUUCCAUACCCUGGACGAGCUGGAUCUCCAUAAGCUGUCGCACAGCCCCUUGCCGCCCCCCACUUGCUACAUGUGUGUGGAGCGCAGAUUCAGCUCCCGGGAGCUUCUGCGGGAGCACCUGUGGGAGAAGCAUGUGCAGGGCAAAGCAGGGCCAUGGGCCUGUGGCAUGUGCCUGAAGGAGGUGGCUGAUGUCUGGAUGUACAACCAGCACCUUCGGGAGCACGCAGCCCGCUUUGCCCGAAAUGGACAGGCGCGGCGAACCUUGGGAGACCUGCCCCGGUGCUUGGAAGGGGAAAGCACCCUCACGCACUUCCUGAACACCAUUGUGGAGCGAGUAUCCAAACCCCAGAGGACCAAGCGUUCAGUUGGCAAGGUCAGUGGGGAGUCAUCGGAGCAGGAAGGAGAAGCUGGAAAGAAAACCCCAAGAAGGAUGAAGCGCAAAGCACGUGCCUCAGUCACCCCCAGCCAAGAUGGCGCCGAAGGAGGCAGCCCAUCCGUUCUGACCAGCAGCUCUGCCACCUGCUCUGACUCUGCCAAGACGCCCCCUACUCCGUCCCCAGACCCUUGGUCCCACGGUGAGUCCCCGCUCCAAGCUGUACCAGUGCACGAGGACUGCAAGGACCCCUCCCGUGACUGCCACCACUGUGGAAAGCAGUUCCCCAAGCCCUUCAAGCUGCAGCGCCACCUGGCGGUGCACAGCCCACAGCGCGUCUACCUGUGUCCCCGGUGCCCACAGGUCUACCCAGAGCACUGGGAACUGAAGGUGCACCUUGGCCUGAGCCACGGGGUGACAGCGGAGAAGGAGCUACCACACGUGCCCCUCUACGCCUGUGAGCUCUGCGCCAAUGUCAUGCACGUCAUCAGGAGGUCCUUUGUCUGCAGCUCCUGCAACUACACCUUUGCAAAGAAGGAGCAAUUUGACAGACACAUGGACAAGCACCUGAGGAGUGGCCAGCAGCCCUUCACACUCCGAAGUGUUAAGCGACCAGGGGUUCCUAGGAGGAAGACCCAGGUUUCGCAGGAUGUGCUACCCAGCAAGCAGCACAGGCUGAUGGUGCCCUCCGGCCCCCCUGAGCUCAGCUCUGACAGAAUCCCAACAAUAACCAGCCCUGUGCUAAGUGAGGCAUCCCUUCCUGCACUGCCCCCUAUCUGUUCAGAGACAGCUCCUAGCCUCAUCCUGGACCAGCCCAGUUCUCAAGGGAGACCUGUGGACCAGGCAGACCACUCACCCAGGGGGGACAGCCCACCAUUGAGUGGCCAGGAUCUUCCACCUCCGUCUCUGUCUCCUUUCUCAGCUGCCUCCGCUGAAGGUACAGGAGGCUGCAAGCUGGACAGAACCCUGGAGAAACCAGAACACGAGGCUUCCUCGGGAAGCCUUGAGCCAUGUAAAUGGCAGACACUGGUAGGGGAAAAGAGGGCUCUUCACCUGUUCCCAGGAAAACAUAAGAGCCCAGGCAACCAAGGCAAGUGUGCCCCUGGAUGUUCCCCAGGAGACCCCUCUCAGCUCCAGGAGAGGCUGGUGACCACACACCACAUGGAACUUGAGGGGAGAACAGAGGGUCCCUCCCAGAAGGGCAAUGCCACCAAAUCAGGAACCUGUUCAGGUACCUCCAAGCACAGACCAGCAGAGCCCAAGAAAGCACUGAAGCUCUCUGCUCCACCCCGAAAACCUACAGGAAUGGGGAUCCCGGCUAGAGAGCUGGUCUUGAGUCCUGAGGACAGGGUAAAGCCCAACGCUUCUAAAGGGAAACUGAGACCCAGCUCUCAGAGCAGUGGGGGACUCCAGCCAGGCACUCAGACAGGGGGUGGUAGCCAGCCCCAGCCAACCAGUGGGCAGCUCCAAAGUGAGAUGGCAUCCACCCCCACGGAGCCCGGCUGUCCUAGCUGGGCGAGCUCCACCCCUGACCAGCCUCCACCUCGAGCCCAAACCAAGGGUGGCACCAGGGGUCCUGGAGAAGCUGUUCAUCAGGGGGUCCAAGUACAUUCAAGUCCCAGGGAGAAAAGAGAAAGCCAUGAAAAACAGAAGAAGGGCCAGGCCCUGGGACUGGGCAGACAUGGAAGCAUGGGAAACACCGGGAAAGCCCCCUCAGCCCCUGACAAGUCAUCCAGGGCCCCCCGAAAGCAAGCAACUCCCAGCAGAGUUCCCCCUGUCAAGUCAAGACCAAGUGGCCAGAGCAGCAGGGCCAGGCCACAGCCGUUGGCACAGCAGAAAGGAGAUCCAGGCCACACUUCAGAAAAGGGCUCAUUCCCCCAAGGGAGAGCCCUGUCCAGGCCCUACAAAAGGGCCAGAGCUCCCCAUGGCAUUGAACCUCUGGAGCCCCGAGACCGCCGGACUGCAGAAGCCCAGAGCGACCUCCUCAGCCAGCUGUUUGGGCAGAAACUGACUAGCUUCAAAAUCCCUCUAAAGAAAGACAGUUCCCAGUGACCUGUGAGAGAGGAUGCAUGGGUACCCGGCUGAUGGGCUUCUUUCUAUCAAGCCUCCAGCACUGGAGACAACUCACUCGGAGAUCCCUUGUCUGUUUCUCUGCACCUGAGUUCCCACAAAUUCUCUACCAGAUUCGAGACCUGAGAGUGUGCUGCUGAGAACAGGGCUUAUUUGAUAGAGGGAUGGGAAGGACCGGCCUCUACCGCCCUGCUUCCCUAGUGUCAAAUACUUGAAGAGAACAGGUCGCAUCGCAUCACCGCCGCCAUGCCCUGUUGGCCAGGUGCUUUACGCUGUAAAGCUUGUGUUUGAGGGUUUGCACAGGGUCACCUAUCUCCUAGCAGGGAAGCACAUGACGGCCACCAGCCGCACAGCGACAGCUGCCUUUUCUGCCGCCAUUGCUAAGAUUCCAAAGCGUCCUUAGAUGUCACAUGGGAGAGGGCCAUGCUGUCUACUUGGGCCAUUUCUGAGCCACCUGGUCUUUGAGAGCAUGACAGGACCACUCUCCCCCACCCCCAGCCACAGAGUCACGCUGGCCUCCAGCUGCACUGCUGAUGUCUCCAGCACCUUGUCUCCCCACCCUCACCCUCGGGAACGGGGCUCCUAUAGGCAAUGCAGAGAAGGCCUCCUUGGCCAGCAUCCAGUGGGUCCUUCAGCCCUCUGGCUCCUUCCUAGUGCCUUCCUUCCCCGUGGGGCUUCCUCUCUAGGUCCCAGAAAGCCUGAUCCAAAGGCUCUGGUGCUACUCCCAUGUUGUAAUGUGAAUACAGGCUCCCUGGUCUUCUUUGAACCACGGGGAUGAUUAGGGUGGGGAGACCUAGACAGAGAGGCUGCAGCCCAGGACUCAAGAGAGCCUCAUCCACCGGUCUCCCCAGUUGAGCCUCAGCCCAGGAUCCCAGCAGUAAAGGGACCCUCCAGGCUGGGCUAUGGGUCUGGUCUGUGCACUGGCACGAGCCUGCCAACUGCAUGCCUGCCUGGUAUAGCAUUGUGUAUCAAAGUGGGCAGGGGGAGAGGCUUCCCAUUUCUCCUAGGAGUCUUAGAGAUUCCUGGCUUACUUUGUUGUGUAGUUUGUUGGGGGUUUUUUUUGGUUGUUUGUUUGGGUUUUUCGUUUUGUUUUGGUUUUUUUUUUUUUGGUUUUUGUUUUGUUUUGUUUUGUUUUUAGCUUUGGUGCAAUGUGAGUGUCAAAAGGUUUUAUUUUGACAUUUUAAACAAGACCAAAUCAGGCCCAAACUGCCUCCAUAGAAGGUGCUGGGGUCUUUCAGAAUGCCUCCUUCCAAUGGAUAAAGACGUGGGCAGGGCCCCCCCCCCACUGAGGUCAUACUGUAAAAGCUACAGCUAAUUUGUCUUUUCAAAUAUAUUCCCACUAUUUUCGCAGAA